GCUCUGAACAACAAAUCAACAAUUACCUCGCCGGUUAAUAUCUCUAUCGGAUUUGUGAACAAGUUUUGUUGGAGAAGAUGAGCCAGGAGCAGCCAAGGCGUCCCCAAGGAGCCAACCAGGAUCCAAUCAAAUACGGCGACGUUUUUCAAUGUUCCGGCGAACUCGCUGAGAAGCCGGUGGCUCCUCAAGACGCCGCCAUGAUGCAGAGUGCUGAAACCCGUGUGUUCGGUCAGACGCAGCCUGGAGGAGUGGCCGCCGCCAUGCAAUCUGCCGCCAUGCAAAAUGAACAAGCUGGUCUUGUCGGUCACCGUGACGUCAACGACAUUACCGGCGACCGUGGUGUCACCGAUGAGACUCAAGUCGCCGGAAGACGCAUUGUCACUGAAGCAGUCGGUGGUCAGAUUGUGGGACAGUAUGUUCAACCGACCUCGAAUCAACCGGAUCAAGCGGGGGCGGCCGGAGGAGGGGACUCAGUAAAAUUAACCAUAGGGGAAGCUCUAGAAGCCACGGCUUAUACAGUGGGUGACAAGCCGGUGGAGCCGAGCGAUGCUGCCGCGAUACAAGCGGCAGAGAUGAGGGCGACCGGAAGGAAUGAGAUAAAACCAGGUGGACUGUCAGCGAUGGCGCAGUCGGCGGCGGCUUACAACGCCGGAUGUGAUAGGGAGGAAGACAAGAUCAAGAUGAGUGACAUUAUGUCGGGUGCGACUAAAAGAUUGGCGGCGGACAAGGCGGCGACACGGCAAGAUGCCGAGGGAGUGGCAGGAGCAGAGCAGAGGAACAACCCUAAUGUGGCGACCACUCCGGGAGGUGUGGCGGCUUCUGUGGCCGCCGCCGCAAGGCUCAAGAGAACGUUACAACCAGUAAAAGUAGCUAUGUAG
Prosopis cineraria is the source of this 878-nucleotide messenger RNA. RefSeq names its product late embryogenesis abundant protein D-34-like. The record is from RefSeq and is a predicted model, not a curated record. NCBI's taxonomy places the organism in Eukaryota, Viridiplantae, Streptophyta, Magnoliopsida, Fabales, Fabaceae.